Molecule: messenger RNA, 405 nt
Organism: Daldinia caldariorum
Lineage: Eukaryota; Fungi; Ascomycota; Sordariomycetes; Xylariales; Hypoxylaceae
Product: zinc-binding ribosomal protein
Exons: 5
Coding region: 1-405 (134 amino acids)
Biological process (GO): translation
Cellular component (GO): ribosome; cytosolic large ribosomal subunit
Molecular function (GO): structural constituent of ribosome
Source: RefSeq, a predicted model, not a curated record
AUGGCUGAGCUUUACGAAACAUUCCGCAAUAUUCAACCCACCGACAACUUUCGACAGCGCAACACCCCCAUAACCGCCGUCAAAAUGGUCAACAUUCCCAAGACCCGUAAGACCUACUGCAAAGGCAAGGAAUGCCGAAAGCACACCCAGCACAAGGUCACCCAGUACAAGGCUGGCAAGGCCUCUCGGUUCGCGCAAGGAAAGAGACGUUACGACCGAAAGCAAUCCGGUUAUGGUGGUCAGACCAAGCCUGUGUUCCACAAGAAGGCUAAGACAACGAAGAAGGUCGUGUUGAGAUUGGAAUGUGUUGCUUGCAAGACCAAGAUGCAGCUGGCGUUGAAGCGAUGCAAGCACUUCGAGCUUGGUGGUGACAAGAAGACGAAGGGUGCCGCUCUGGUGUUCUAA